Molecule: messenger RNA, 624 nt
Organism: Colletotrichum orchidophilum
Lineage: Eukaryota; Fungi; Ascomycota; Sordariomycetes; Glomerellales; Glomerellaceae
Exons: 1
Coding region: 1-624 (207 amino acids)
Source: RefSeq, a predicted model, not a curated record
AUGACCUGGCCCAACGAUGCCCCGAACCCAUCUGUUCGGUCAAUCUUCCAGAUGAUUCAUCACGACGUAGCCUAUGCGGCUUGGCUUUCCGUCAACAUUCGUCUGACCCAUACGAUUCUUCACUUUGACUGGCGCCAGCCCGGCGACCACUACCUUCCGGGCCAGGUUGAGCUCACAGAUCCGGGAGUAAUGCCUAUACUAUACGACGCCUUACUGAGCCCAGAGUCCGAUGUGGCCGUUACUCCCCCAUACCAUGCCGCCCAACUACCAUUGCAACCGGUGCGAUCGAGAGUGAUGAUUUCCUUUGUACCUCUCGUUCAGAGGGUCUCGCUUGUCAUGGGUGCCAACGGCGAAGAGCCCAUUGGCUGUCAGAGGACAAGAUUGUUGGAGUCUCGGUCGGCCUACUAUACCGAAUUUCUUAACAACACGGGUGCUUUUGAUCUGUUCGACGACUCGCUUGCAGACCAUGCAUAUGAGAUGAGGCGAUCUCGUCAAUCCUUCCGAUCUGCCCUCCAUAACACUAGGUUUCUAUCGACGUGGGCAGUCAUGCUGCUCGUGUUGUAUUCUCUUUCAGUUCGCCUACUUGCAGGGCACGCGAAAACCUACGGAACCAAGACACAGUAG